Molecule: messenger RNA, 966 nt
Organism: Penicillium canariense
Lineage: Eukaryota; Fungi; Ascomycota; Eurotiomycetes; Eurotiales; Aspergillaceae
Exons: 1
Coding region: 1-966 (321 amino acids)
Source: RefSeq, a predicted model, not a curated record
AUGUCGGACUCUAUCCGGCAGUCCCAACCCGACAUCUUUCCCUUCUUGUCACUUCCCCUGGAGCUACGGUGGAUGGUCUACAGGCAUGCACUGUCGACUCCUCACGGCCUCUGGAUGGACACCUACCGACGUGACAUCCCCGGGUUUUUGCGCAAAAAGAAUUACGAGCCGGCAGCCUCCGACCUCCUGGCAGCCGAAGGUCUCCACGGCAUCAUCACCCCCGCGCUCCUGCGAGUCUGCUCGCAGAUUCACCAUGAGGCAAAGCACUACAUCAACAACAACCAGUGGCGCCUAAACCGCUGGAGCGCCCGCACAAUUGCCGACAUUCCGCAAUCUGUGCGCGACAAGGUGCAGGCGCUUUUCCUGGGCCGCGACCCAUCAGGAAGCAGCGCCCCUGACGGCACCCCCUCCAAUCAGUUCGAAUCCCCCAUCGAACUGAUCUCCAGCCUACCCAAUGUCCAGCAUAUCACGCUUGGGAUGCUAGAAGACGACAAGGGCCUAAGCGGCACCCCUAAGCCCGGGGAUAUGGUCGUCGCGUCCACCCUGUUUGAGCGCCAGGAGCCGUGGUCUCGCUUUCACAUCUACAAGUACCUGUUCCAGCGAGGCUCGUUUAAGUCCAUCAGUCUCGAGUGCAUGUGGACAUACCCGUCCUGCCUGUAUCCGUGGGUGUACCUCUGGAGCUGGGUGACAACGAUGUCAUGGGAGUUGCUGCCUCACCAAGUGCAGCCGAAGCUAAAGGAGCCCCUGCGUGAGGUGACGAGCCACCUCGGAUUCUACGAUAAUGGCUUCCUGCCGACGUACCGAAACUAUGCCCCCUUAUUGGAUUCCAGCAACGAAAGGACCGCGGUCUUCCGGACCCUCCUAUGCCGCCUCCGGGAGGUGUGGGAGGAUUUCGGCGUCCGCGUGUACGCGAGAGAUCCGACGUCUUACGAGAGAGGCACAAUGGUCGUGUUUGAGCGGAUGUGA